Mya arenaria is the source of this 6334-nucleotide messenger RNA. Its product is annotated as phosphatidylinositol 3,4,5-trisphosphate 3-phosphatase and dual-specificity protein phosphatase PTEN-like. Gene Ontology annotation, biological process: phosphatidylinositol 3-kinase/protein kinase B signal transduction; regulation of phosphatidylinositol 3-kinase/protein kinase B signal transduction; negative regulation of cell population proliferation. Gene Ontology annotation, molecular function: protein tyrosine phosphatase activity; phosphatidylinositol-3,4,5-trisphosphate 3-phosphatase activity. The record is from RefSeq and is a predicted model, not a curated record. The transcript has 10 exons. Lineage: Eukaryota; Metazoa; Mollusca; Bivalvia; Myida; Myidae. Gene Ontology annotation, cellular component: cell projection; nucleus; cytosol. Bases 262 to 1818 code for a protein of 518 amino acids.
AUUGUAACUCGGUACUAAUUGACAAUAUUACUGCACCAGGAAGAUCGGUGUGAUGGAUCUAAUCAUUGGACUUAAAAAUAUGAAUUCACAACUUUAUAUCUUGAGACACGUAUAAUAUUCACUGUUUUCAGCUAAACUAAACCAUGUUGCAUUGAUGAGAGUGGCUAGAUGUGACAGUGGAAAGAUGUGAUUUUCAGAGAGUUCAUAUUGAUCCAGCAAGGCACUAUCUGUUUCUGAGUGUAUUAGUGAAAAGAAAGUACUAUGUCCGUUUUUAAGACUCUUGUGAGCCGCAAUAAGCGACGCUAUACGGAGGAUGGAUUCGACCUUGACCUGACUUAUAUUUACCCGAAUAUUAUAGCAAUGGGCUUUCCCGCUGAGAAGUUAGAGGGUGUGUACAGGAACCAUGUGGAUGAUGUGCUUAGGUUUCUGGACUCCAGGCACAAGGAUCAUUACAGAGUCUACAACCUUUGUUCUGAGCGAAACUAUGACGGGAGCAAAUUCCAUAAUCGCGUUGUGCUAUUUCCGUUUGAUGACCACCACCCGCCACCUAUCGAGCUUAUACAACCAUUCUGUGAGGACCUGGACGCGUGGAUAAGGAAGAGUGAGGGCAACACCGCAGCCAUACACUGCAAGGCUGGAAAGGGUCGAACUGGAGUUAUGAUCUGUGCAUACUUACUACACCGGAAGAAGUUCAAGGACGCAGAGGUUUGUCUUGACUACUAUGGCAAGACAAGGACUCGUGACGGCAAGGGUGUAACUAUACCAAGUCAGCGUCGCUAUGUAAGUUACUAUGGGCACCUGAUCAAACAUAACCUUCAAUACGAGAAAACCACGCUGCUGCUAACCGGUGUGAAAUUUGUCACCAUUCCAAACCUGAACAGUGGAACUCUAAAUGUUACCUAUGAUGUGUAUUGUUCCAAAGUGAAACUGGCGUCAUCACCUGUGUAUGAGAUGGAGCCAAAGGACAGAAAGGACAACAAGAAAGAGUUUGUUAUGAAUCUACCCCACCCCGAGAUGGUUUGUGGGGACAUAUGCGUCGACUUUUACAGCAAACAACGGGUUGGGAAGAAAGAACGCAUUUUCCAGUGUUGGUUUAACACCUUCUUUGUGGAUGAUGAAAACCAAAGGGCACAGAAAGGCAAGAAAAUAAAGUACCUCACACUGUCGAUGAAGAAAUGUGAGCUAGACAAGGCCAAUAAAGAUAAAACAAAUAAGAUUUACUCUCCAGAGUUCAAGGUGGUGCUUUUCUUUGAGCGGAUCAGUGAUGGGGAGAACAAAAGCCUGGCGCCCAUCAGCAAUGGCUGCCCCCGGUCACAAACCACAGACCUCAUCUCCUCAGCAAGCGAGAAUGGAGCUGCAGCCAGAGGCCUGGUUGCACAGAGAGACUCCUACCCAGGGAGAUUUAAUAGCAGCACUGGUAGUCAAAAUGGUGGCCAAAAGGCAUUGACAGAACAACUUGCCAGUGCAAAGUUAGCAGAUAGUAGUAGUAGUAGUGAAGUAUGGAAGAAAAAUAUCUUAGACUCAAGUGCGAGUGAUGGACAAGUGGCAGGGAGAGGACUCCCACAUUCUAUGCCUCAGUUAAAUAAAAAUCAAAGAACUCAUGAACAUCAGUUUUUGGAUGUUCAGCGACGAAAUCCUUCAUCAAAAGUUUGCAGGGGGCGUUUGUCGCCUGCGGGUGACCGAAGAGGCAUUCUACCUGUGCCCAGUGACAGUUCUCUAUCGAGUGAAGUAGCAAGUUCCGGUGACAAUGAUGAAGAGGAUUUCUCAGACACUGAUACUGAUGAUGAAUGGGCUGGGUGUGAAGUAACAGCUGUUUAGUACUCGUAACUUAGUGGCCGUCUUUGUGUACCUAUCAGGAUUCCAUUGCCAUGGUGAUGUGUUCUUCAAGUGUUAUACCUCUUUUUGGAUUAAUGGCCAUUUUUGAGUUUGCACAUAUAUGGUUUUUAAAAAAAAACAUCUGUUGUCCAAGAGUGUAGAGCAUGGCUUUUUGAAGAAAUAACUUGGAGUUGAUUAAUAAAUAUAUUGAUUAUUCUUUAAAAAAUGCAUGUUUAAGUAGCAUUACAUUAUUUAAAUAGAAUUUAAUUGAUGGGAUGGACGACAUAGAUGCACUGUAGCUGUGUCUCAUCCUGGUGUGAAUACACUGGUCACCGAGUUGUCGGGAAAAGUGCUUCACCAAAUAAUUCAUCCAGUGGGCUCUUCUACUGUGAUCAAAUCUUAAUUCCAUAUAUUUCCUCAUAGCAACAUGUUUUAGCCACCUCAAAUAGUUAAUCUUUAGAAUUUUCAUGUCACUUUUGAUAAGUCUGAUUAUUAUUAUGCUGUUAAGCAAUUUAUCAUACUACUGUCAGUUAUCAAGUUAAAUAUUGUAUGAAUGUUACACGUCCAUUAAAUAUGUUAAAUUUCAGUUUGAAAAAUUUAAAGGGAGAUUUCAAUUAUCAUUUUACCAUACGCCAUAUAGAUUCUUCUGGUUUUGUGAUAUGACAUUUAUGUCGUCUGAACAGCGUUUCUAUGAAAUAUAUUCACUCACCCAAUAUGCCAUUGGCUCCCUUACAUAACGUUUGUUGAAUGAAUGCAAGCUUGCAAGCAUUUCACUAGUUUGUAAAAUGGGCAUGCUCAAAUUCUGCAUUUUAAUAAACAGGGCUUGUUGAAAGUAUUUGAUGCCCAGCACUAAAGCAACAAUUUAGGCUUGUUUUUCCAAGAGAUCAAGGAAAAAAGAAGAUGUAAACACUUACCUCUUAAGAAACUAGAUAUGGCAUGAUUCACACUAAAUGUAUUAUACUUGUAUUCUACAUAGACAACCCAAAGUAUCAAUAUGUAUGAUAAACACUAAUGUAACAACAAAAAACAAAAUGUAUACUGAUACACAGCUGCUGUAAAAGUGUUUCCACCUGCUGCUAUAAACUUGAGCAUCAUUGUACACACCCAUCAUUCUUCAUGAUCAUACACCUAACUGAGAAUUAGGGCAUAGUUAUUGUGAAUUUGUUGGCUUUUAUAUGUUUUAACCCAUCAGAUUUUUUAUAUCAUUGUUAUUGUUAUGUUAAAUAGCUUUACUUUUACUCUGACAGUAGUAUGCUUAUGUUUUACUAGGAAGGUUUUACAGUGUAGUGUCAGACAAAGAGAACUUGUAUUAUCUAAAAAAGAAAAAUAUGUUUUGUUUUAAAUUUGCCACUAUAUUGCAUUACUGGUUCGAUUGUUUAAAAGUGUAUUAAAGUUUACAACAUUGUUAACAUUUAUCGUAUACUUAAUAUUUAAACAACAAACUGUAGGCGUAUAACUGUACAGUGCACCUUAAGGGAUCUGACCCACAAAAUAAGUUAGCUCUCUGAUGGCUCCAUAAACCUUAAUUUGAAAUGUUGAUGCCUAGGGUCCGACCACAUUUAAGUUUGGUAUUGUUAUAGGGAAUAGGUUGCUUAUUACUAAUACGUUUGAUAAAAUACCUUGUACAUCAAGUUCACCUUUGUACUGUGAAAUCAUAGAAAAUUCAUGGCAUUAAUUUUCAUGGGUUGACUUAUCCACAAAUUCAAGAUCCCAACAAAAUUUGACCUUUAAUUCUAAAAUUAUAUUGGUAUAUUUAUUCUUCAUUUCAACUGAAAUAAGACAUAAAUUAUAUAUUUGCCAGCUUCAUAGGCCAACUGGUUUUGUUAAAUUUGGUACUUUAUACAUUUUUCUGCGCUCAAAACCAUUUCAAAAGAUAUCAAAGAAGGGUAACCAGGCAUCAGAACAAAUAUAUUUGUGGGUCGAACACCUUAACUUGGCAUAAGAGUACUUGUAGGCAGCUGCUUUAUUUUGGAUUUUAUAUAACUCAUAUACAUGCAAAUGCAAACAAAUCCACAUAUAGUGAAAAAUAAUUAUAAUAUAUAUAAACAAUUGUACACGUUAAUUUCAUUUCAAGUUUGAUUAUGUUCUUUGUUGAUAUUUUAUAGGGCUUCAGAGAAAGUAUAUUUUGAUAAUGUUGAUGUAUAUUAAUUACAGAUAUUCUUGAGGAGUGUCAUGUUUUGUUAGUGUUUUUUUAAAAGCUAAUUUGAGGAAUCUAUGAAAGAGCAUUAUUGUGUACAGAAUAGAAUAUUUAUAAUCGCAUUCACCAUCUAUAACUGUUACAUAGAGCUUCACAACAGUUGAUGUGUUUGGGUAUGAUAGCAGGUAUAGUAGUCUAGUCCUUACUUGAAGCACUUGCUAUUUGGAAUGGUGUGCUGCCAGAAUGCAUAAUAGACUUACUUUCUUAUAUAAAUGGUGCAGAGUUAUAUUUUGAUGUUUUGUAGUAGAAUGUUUUUAGUUGGUUGGUUACUCUCUGACUGGUUCAUAAACAUUACAUGAAAGAUUGUUGCUUGUUUUACCUUAUGAAAAUUGGAAUACAGAUUGCGAAUCCAGUUUGCGAAAACUUGAUAAAUACUCGGAUGAUAAGAGUAAAACAUAGUUUUAUCCCUGGCAUCAUAAUUGCUACUUACACAAGUGAAACUGUUGCUUUUAAGACAUGGUUUUGCAGAGAAAACUAUAAUAGUCUACAUUGACUUGUGUUUUAGUCUUUCAUAAAAUAAAUCACAUGGUUAACCUAGAUAAGAGUAAUUAUACUGCUUGGUGCUUGAAAAAGUAUCAUGGUUGAAGGUAUGGCUGCAUUUUGAUUUGAAAAUCAAACAGCCUGGAGUUUUUUUCAUGGAUUAUUGUGGACAAUUUACUGUUGGCUUUGCAUAGAUCUCAUGUUCAAUAAACUAUAACAACAGGAAUGUUAAUAUUUAUUUGUACAGUUUUGUAUGUAACGGGUAAUGGUUGGGAUGCCUGUAAAAUCAUUUAAACAUUCAUUGUAAUGCAUACAUUUUUGUCAUGAAAUAGUUUCCUUGUAUACAGCAAUUCAUAUUGUAGAUAUAUACAAGUCCUUUAAAACUGCAAACUAUGUUUUAUGCUGGAUAUGAUAUUUAAUAGAUGUUGCAAAUUUAUUCUAGCUCUGUUUAAGAACUUAGAUUUUAUAGAACUUUUUGUAUUUUGUGAUUUUGAAUGACUGUUUAAAACAAAAACAUUAUUCAUACAAUUACCUAUAUUAAGAUAAAUGGAUGACCAGUUUGUAAUGGCACAUUUUCAUGAUUAAAUAACCCUUAUAUAAAUUACAUUUAUAUAAAUAAAUGCAAAUGAAGUUAUAUCAUACUUGAUGUUGACAUUAGAUGUGUACCUGUUUUUAAGAUUAUGGUCUGUUUUAACUAUCACUUGAACACGGAAAUGUGAAGGUUAAUGUGUAUGUGUACUCUAUUUCCUGAUUUCUUCAUAGAUUAGUUAAGAGACGUAAUUUACAGAGGAAUAAGGAUGUAAACAUGUUGACACAAACGCUUUUUGUUACAUUAAAACUCUUUAGUUACAAAUGUACUUUGUAUCUUAACAUUAACAUUGUGACUACUCAUGACUUUGCAAGUAUAUGUGUACUUUGCAAGUACACAUGUACUUUGCAACUACACAUGUACUUGGCCGUUAUAGGCUCACUUGUUUUUGCUCACGUGUCAGAUACGGUGUGAGAGGUUGGAUCAUUUAUGACACUCAGCUUAUUUCUCAUUGUUGUUCUUAACUUUUCACUCAAAACUGUGUUGAGUAUGAAUGAUUUUAUUAGAAUUUUAAGUUUCAUGGGGAAAAAACCAUUUCAUUGUAAGAAAUGUUUAAUUGUUUUAAUUAAAGAAACAGUAAAGAAAUAGCAGCUUUAAAAGAUGAUUGUCAAAUGAUAAGAGGAAGCACCUGUCUGUAUCAUAAUUGAGGUUUAUAGCAUGGUCUGAACAAACUUCUUUGAUGAUUUUAGACAAAAGACUUAUUCUGCACACUUUCCUCUUCGCUAGUUUACGCCAUCAAAACAAAAGCAUUGCAAUGUAUAUGUUAAUUCUUAUGAAGUUUAUAAAUGAGAUUAUUGCUUUCUCAGAUUCAAUUUAAAUUUGAUAAAAUGUUUGCUAAAUUAGUGUUGCCAUUGGUGAUAAUUUGAGAAAGUAGUGGGUUGGUAAUGUGUGCUAUUAUGCUGAAUGCAAUGGUGUUGUUAUAAAAGCAACAUCAUUAAUGUUAAACAUUUCAAUUGGUAUCAGGAUCAAUCAAAAUAAAUAGCGACCAAAAUGUGUGUAUGCUUUCAGUAUUAUUUUGUAAAUUGGUCAAAGAAUAAAUCUGACAAUAUUCUCACAUCUCACUCUGUAAUAAUGGGUCAUCUGCAAACAAUGUGACUUCUUUGUUGAGCAUCAUGGUGCAUCAGUGUUGUUAUACUCAUCUCCGCCAUGUUCAUAGAUAUAUUUGUACCAUAGAUUGUAUAAAUGUUAAGACCAUAACUUAAACCUGUUGUAAUUAAUUAUUGACGAAAUAAAACAGUUUAUUUUUAUGACCG